Pan troglodytes (chimpanzee) is the source of this 2930-nucleotide messenger RNA. RefSeq names its product matrix metallopeptidase 28 (gene MMP28). The record is from RefSeq and is a predicted model, not a curated record. Bases 718 to 2280 code for a protein of 520 amino acids. Gene Ontology annotation, cellular component: extracellular matrix. The transcript has 8 exons. Gene Ontology annotation, molecular function: zinc ion binding; metalloendopeptidase activity. NCBI's taxonomy places the organism in Eukaryota, Metazoa, Chordata, Mammalia, Primates, Hominidae. Gene Ontology annotation, biological process: collagen catabolic process; extracellular matrix organization; proteolysis.
AGAGAGGGUGAGUGACUGGUCCAAGACCACACAGCCAGCAGGUGGCUGAGGCAGGACUCAAAGGGCUAGCAAAGGAGCAAGUCUGGAACUCAAACCCAGUUCUGACUCCAGCUCUGUGCUCCUUCUCUCGCACCCCGACCCUGGGUGGGGGCCUCGCUCCCCACCCAGCUGAAACAAUCAACGACCCUCUGGUAGACCAGGACUUCUCUUCAUCGAAGUCUUAGGUAGCCACGCUUGCCAGGAGAAGGCCUUUCUUCCUUCACCCUCCCUGGACAGAUCCGGGUCAACUGGAGGUGGCGGGCGAGAGGACCGAUCCGCAGGGCGGUGGCGGGCGCAGGGCGAGGCUGUGCAGCGAACGGAAGAGGCUCCGGGACCGCCUCGCGUUCCAGCAGCGGCGCGGGGUGGGUGGGGCGGGAGUGCCGGGCCUCCGCCCCCUCCGCCUGCCUUUCCUUCCUCCCUCCCUCGGUCCCCGGGGCCGGCGGACCCGCGGGCAGGCACUGCCCGGGCUGGACGACGUCUGGCCGGCUCCCGGCGAAGGGCAGCGGAGGAGCGGCCCAGAGCGCGCAGCUAGGGCACUGGCGAAACCCCGGGACUGUCCCUCUCCGUGCGGGGGUCGCGCAGAGCAGUCCCAUCCCCGGGGUCCCGGGCGCGGCUGACUGCCGGCUGGUUCCCUGCGCGCAGUAGCUCCCCGAGCCGGGCCGCACCGGAGGCGGCGAGAUGGUCGCGCGCGUCGGCCUCCUGCUGCGCGCCCUGCAGCUGCUACUGUGGGGCCACCUGGACGCCCAGCCCGCGGAGCGCGGAGGCCAGGAGCUGCGCAAGGAGGCGGAGGCAUUCCUAGAGAAGUACGGAUACCUCAAUGAACAGGUCCCCAAAGCUCCCACCUCCACUCGAUUCAGCGAUGCCAUCAGAGCGUUUCAGUGGGUGUCCCAGCUACCUGUCAGCGGCGUGUUGGACCGUGCCACCCUGCGCCAGAUGACUCGUCCCCGCUGCGGGGUUACAGAUACCAACAGUUAUGCGGCCUGGGCUGAGAGGAUCAGUGACUUGUUUGCUAGACACCGGACCAAAAUGAGGCGUAAGAAACGCUUUGCAAAGCAAGGUAACAAAUGGUACAAGCAGCACCUCUCCUACCGCCUGGUGAACUGGCCUGAGCAUCUGCCGGAGCCGGCAGUUCGGGGCGCCGUGCGCGCCGCCUUCCAGUUGUGGAGCAACGUCUCAGCGCUGGAGUUCUGGGAGGCCCCAGCCACAGGCCCCGCUGACAUCCGGCUCACCUUCUUCCAAGGGGACCACAACGAUGGGCUGGGCAAUGCCUUUGAUGGCCCAGGGGGCGCCCUGGCGCACGCCUUCCUGCCCCGCCGCGGCGAAGCGCACUUCGACCAAGAUGAGCGCUGGUCCCUGAGCCGCCGCCGCGGGCGCAACCUGUUCGUGGUGCUGGCGCACGAGAUCGGUCACACGCUUGGCCUCACCCACUCGCCCGCGCCGCGCGCGCUCAUGGCGCCCUACUACAAGAGGCUGGGCCGCGACGCGCUGCUCAGCUGGGACGACGUGCUGGCCGUGCAGAGCCUGUAUGGGAAGCCCCUAGGGGGCUCAGUGGCCGUCCAGCUCCCAGGAAAGCUGUUCACUGACUUUGAGACCUGGGACUCCCACAGCCCCCAAGGAAGGCGCCCUGAAACGCAGGGCCCUAAAUACUGCCACUCUUCCUUCGAUGCCAUCACUGUAGACAGGCAACAGCAACUGUACAUUUUUAAAGGGAGCCAUUUCUGGGAGGUGGCAGCUGAUGGCAACGUCUCAGAGCCCCGUCCACUGCAGGAAAGAUGGGUCGGGCUGCCCCCCAACAUUGAGGCUGCGGCAGUGUCAUUGAAUGAUGGAGAUUUCUACUUCUUCAAAGGGGGUCGAUGCUGGAGGUUCCGGGGCCCCAAGCCAGUGUGGGGUCUCCCACAGCUGUGCCGGGCAGGGGGCCUGCCCCGCCAUCCCGAUGCCGCCCUCUUCUUCCCUCCUCUGCGCCGCCUCAUCCUCUUCAAGGGUGCCCGCUACUACGUGCUGGCCCGAGGGGGACUGCAAGUGGAGCCCUACUACCCCCGAAGUCUGCAGGACUGGGGAGGCAUCCCUGAGGAGGUCAGCGGCGCCCUGCCGAGGCCCGAUGGCUCCAUCAUCUUCUUCCGAGAUGACCGCUACUGGCGCCUCGACCAGGCCAAACUGCGGGCGACCACCUCGGGCCGCUGGGCCACCGAGCUGCCCUGGAUGGGCUGCUGGCAUGCCAACUCGGGGAGCGCCCUGUUCUGAAGGCACCUCCUCACCUCAGAAACUGGUGGUGCUCUCAGGGCGAAAUCAUGUUCCCCACCCCCGGGGCAGAACCCCUCUUAGAAGCCUCUGAGUCCCUCUGCAGAAGACCGGGCAGCAAAGCCUCCAUCUGGAAGUCUGUCUGCCUUUGUUCCUUGAAGAAUGCAGCAUUGUCUUUGUCUGUCCCCACCACAUGGAGGUGGGGGUGGGAUUGAUCUUAGGAAAAGCAAAAAAGGGUCCCAGAUCCCUUGGCCCUUUCCUCCAAGGACUUCUAUCCUCCCCAGGCCUUUGUUUCUUCUGCUAAAGGCACAGUUCCUUUCAAGAGGUAACAGCACUGGGAUCCAAGCAGGGGGAUGAAAAACUCAACAGAGAAAUUCGAGACCAUUUUGCAAGACUGUGCCCUUCUCCUCAGGACCCCCUGGCUCAGUUCUUGAAAAACGGUGUCAUAUUUAGUCAGAGGCCCCACCCCCAGGAAGCAUGGAUGGGGAUGAAGGCACAGGCGUCUCCAACCUCAGAGGCCCUUUGUGGGGUCAGGACACAGAGUGGGAGGGAGACUGAUGCAGGCCUACCAGUCCCUGGCUUUUUGUCUGGGGCUAGAAUAAAGAGGUGCCUUCAGCUGGUGGGCCGAGAGGCAGGAAGCAGCCUUCCUUGGA